Molecule: messenger RNA, 1120 nt
Organism: Lolium rigidum
Lineage: Eukaryota; Viridiplantae; Streptophyta; Magnoliopsida; Poales; Poaceae
Exons: 6
Coding region: 120-515 (131 amino acids)
Source: RefSeq, a predicted model, not a curated record
UGUGUGGACCAAAUAAAACUGUGGAAUCCACGCUGGAAAGCACUCGGUGCUGUUGACCACCUCUUCCCCUCCCACCAUUGGGGGAAGAAGCUCUGCCGAGCAAGGGAGGGAAAGAGAGAAUGGAAAGGAGGAAGAAGCAAAGAUCAGGUGUUCAGCAAGCGGAUUUUUUUGCUUGGGGUGAAGAGCAGGAUUUCCUUCUCGGCCAGUCAGUCGCCAGUAGGCUGUCUUCAGUAGAGUACUCGAGGUCAAAUCUGAAAUGGAUGGAUGCAAGUAGAAUUGUCCGGAGCCGGAAGGAAUUUCACCAACGGAGUUCACAACUUCAGCUUGUUUGUCUGGAUAUGGAAUUGCCGAAUAUGUCUUCUUCAGUCUUCUCGAUAAAAGAAGAACAAAGUCACAUGUCUUUGCAAAUCAACUCUUCAUACUUGGAUGAACCGCUAAUUCAAGAACACGAACAACUCGCCUUAGGACCGAAACUUCAGCGAAUCCGUGUUCAAAAAUCAAGAGUUAGUAGAUGACUAUGCAUGGUCCAGGCCAGGUCGUUACUCGUCAUUUGCCCUCCAAGCGUUUAUGCACGAAUACCAUGUUCCCGGUCGUUGGCUGGGUCUGUUCACACACAGACAAGCUACCUUCUCUCGUUCAAUUCAAUUUACUCGUUUCUGAGUUUUUCCUCCUUUGAUGUUCCCAUUGUGGGAGAAGUCUUUCUGGAUGUCUAGUAAGAAUAAUAUUGGUCGGCACAUAUCCUUUUCUAUAAUAUGUCUAUAAUAUUGGUCGGCACAUGUACCUUUCUAUAAUAUAUGUCUUGUAUUCUCAACUGUCUCGCUGCAUGUUUAGUUAGAAAAUCCCUCUGCAUCUAUUAUGCCCACAGAUUCAAUUUUAGUACUUCCUAACUGCCCCAAAACAAUUUACAAUAUGGGAGAACAUGUUGACAUCCAAACAAUUAUUUAUGAUCAGACUCAGCACCAUCCACUUUGAAAUGUUAUUUAUUGGGUCUCUCUAGGGAUCCGUCUAAUGAGAACGAAAUUCAAAUGACGCCAACGGUUUUUGUUGUUAUUUAUUUUUAUGUUUUUCAUUCACAAUAUGAAUGUUUUUUCAAAAAAGAGAGAUUUUUCAUUUUUAACAU